AUUGGCUAUUAUAGAUGGCAAUUCUACAGAUGCUGAAAAUAUUCUUUAUUUGCUCAACAAUUUACAUCCAGCUAUAAAUUUCACUCUAGAAACCGAGUCCAACAAGUCUAUAAAUUUUCUAGACCUUACUUUAACUAGGAUGGACAGUAAAUUAAUUUUUUCAGUCUUUAGAAAACCUACUCAGACUGACCAUACCAUCCCUAGAUCUUCUAACCAUCCCUUUCAACAGAAGAUGGCUUCCUUUUAUUGCUACAUCCAUCGUUUACUUAGUCUACCAUUAUCAGAUACUAAUUUCAAUUCAGAAUUAGAUAUUAUCAAACAACUUGCAUAUAGUAAUGGUUACUCCCCUACUUUAGUUGAUAACAUCCUCAACAAAUUAAGGAGUAAAAGGAAUAGAUCCCUAGCUUACAAUCCUGUUCUUAAUAAUUCCACUACAGCAGUUAUGUAUAGAUCAAUAUCAUACAUAGGUUAUCCUUCAGAUAAUAUAGCCAAAAUCCUAAAUAACAUCCCCAACCUUAAACUAUCAUUCAAAUGUAAGGAAAAUAUCAAAUCUAUUUUUUCUCACACCAAAGAUAAAAUUGGAAAAACAUCAAAAAGUGGUAUAUACAAAUUGUCCUGUGGAGACUGCCCUGUUACCUAUGUGGGGAGAACUAUGCGACCUUUGGAAACACGCAUCAAAGAACAUUUGUCUAAGAUUGACAAAUCUAGUUUUGGCAAUCACUUACAUGCUUCUAAACAUAACUUCAGUCCCCAAAGAGAUAGUAGGAUUCUACAUAGUAUACCCAUUAACAACUAUACAAAAAUGAAUUUAUUAGAAGACUUAGAAAUUAGCAGGGAAUUAAAAAGAAAUCCUCAAAAUUGUGUUAACACCCAGGUUCAAUUAAAUUGUAAAUUUGAUCCAAUCUUUAAGAAGUUUCUUUAAUACUGUUAUAUUCAGCAUGCCCAACAAUUGCUCUAGUUUUUUGAACAUUACUUUAUAACAUAUUUGAAUUUUCUUUCAUUGAUUACAAUUAAAUUAAAUAUUUUCGAUUUGGCUUUUUUAAUAAUAAUAUUGUUUUCAAACAGUUUUGGAACUCUGAGCUUGUCCAACGGUGCUUCUCCUUGGUUUUCAUCUAUCUCACUUCUAUAUUUGGUCAGAACUGACUGGUUGUUUGGUUUUUUUAAUAAUUAAUAAUACUUUGAUAAUUUGAUUAUUUUCACAUUUAACUUUAAUUUAAACUUAACAAUUGUCAUUUAAAUUUAACUUUAGUUUUUCAUAUUAACUUUAACGUCAUACCAAUUAGUUAACUACAUAUGACAACUUAGUCAUUUUCAAAAAUUUUAAAUAAUUUUAAUAACACAGAUGUCGCUAGGAACUAUUGUUUCCGUCAGCAGGCUGUCGUUUUGAAUAUUGUCAGUAACAGCUGUUCUUUGUACGAAUGGUGGCCAUUUUGUUAAAAAAAACACAUUAAAUGUGAUUUUUAACAUUUAAGGGUUUUUUACCCUAACCAGUGGUUAUAUCCCUGGGUUAAUUUUUAAAAUAUAGAAUGUGUUUGUUCGAAGUUUUCUCUUCUUUUGAGGUUUUUACACCUAUAAGACGAUAGCUCUGAUGAUGGCAUUAAUAUGCUGAAAGUACUUAGCUGAUUUAAUAAAUUAAUUUACACACUAUCAGUCUUUUGAAAACAUACACCAGUUCCCGU
Diabrotica virgifera virgifera (western corn rootworm) is the source of this 1679-nucleotide messenger RNA. RefSeq lists its product as uncharacterized. Bases 140 to 922 code for a protein of 260 amino acids. The record is from RefSeq and is a predicted model, not a curated record. NCBI's taxonomy places the organism in Eukaryota, Metazoa, Arthropoda, Insecta, Coleoptera, Chrysomelidae. The transcript has 2 exons.